AUGGCGGAGGAGUGCUGCAGCGCGGACCUGCUGGAGUGGAUCGGCCCUGACGUCUCAGCAUGCGUCUUCGGCCGCCUUGACCACCCCGCCGACCUCGUCCGCGCCGCCGCUGUCUCCAGAACCUGGCGCAGAUGCGUGGUCGAGAGCGGCUUGAGCAAGAGCCUUUGCCUGCGGCUGUGCCCCGAGGUCGCCACCGUCGCCGCGGCGGCAGAGGUGGCCAGAUCGCCGCCUUCAACCGCCGCCCAUGAAUCAGGCCACGAGAGGGACUACAGGAUAUACUCCAACCUCGCCGGCGCCUACGUCUCCGACUCCGCCGCCAAGCCCUCCGCGGAAUGCAUCUUGGACUGCAUCGGGGCCUCCAGCACCGACGACUUCCCAGCAGAGACCAUGGAAAACACCCUCGACGAGGAGGAGAUUAUCAAUUUCCGCCCGUCCUAUUGGUCGAGCGGCGGGGCGGACGACCCGGAGGCGCCGGAGAGCCUUACCUACAGGCUCAACUCUGACAUCUGCAUUGUCGAUGAGAUUCGGGUGCGGCCGUACCAAGCCUUUUUUCAGGAUGGUGACCCUAUAUACUCUUCAAAGGUGGUGCGAUUUCGGAUGGGCCAUUACAAGCUUCCGCGAGGAUCAGAGACGUUUGUAAUGGAUGAUUAUGAGAAUAAGAUGGUAAAUGCUGAUGAAAAAUACAUGUGGACUUACACUUCGCCAGAGUUCCCUAUGUUACAGAAAAACGAACUACAAUCCUUCAAGCUCCCACGCCCCGUCCUUUGCAUUGGUGGUGUGGUGAUGAUUGAACUCUUGGGCAGAGUACAGAAACAAGAAGCAGAUGAUAGGUACUACAUAUGCGUUUGCCAUGCUGAAGUGAUGGGGCGUUCACUCUCACCACUUUUCAUGGUUGAAAUCUCGGAUCCUGAAGGUUAUUCAAUCCUCAAGUACUUACCGGGUGCCAAAGACCUAUCCAUCGAUGACUUUUUGCAAGAUGAUACCAAAGACUCGCCGGAGUGGCACUAUCUUGUUGGUAGAUACAGGCAGAUGAAUCACAGAGCAGUAGUAGUGAGUGCACUUUUGGAGCCUGUACAUUACAUGCAUGAUGUAGGUGGCAUCUCAGACGAUGAUCAUGAAGAUGAUGUAGGUGGCAUCUCAGACGAUGAUCAUGAGGAUGAUGUAGGUGGCAUCUCAGACGAUGAUUAUCUUGAGUAG
Messenger RNA from Triticum turgidum subsp. durum (durum wheat), 1197 nucleotides. Lineage: Eukaryota; Viridiplantae; Streptophyta; Magnoliopsida; Poales; Poaceae. The record is from the annotation of a GenBank genome assembly.